This is a messenger RNA of Westerdykella ornata, 1275 nucleotides long. Its product is annotated as class II aaRS and biotin synthetase. Gene Ontology annotation, cellular component: cytoplasm; cytosol; aminoacyl-tRNA synthetase multienzyme complex. Gene Ontology annotation, molecular function: ATP binding; aspartate-tRNA ligase activity; RNA binding. The transcript has 6 exons. The coding region runs from base 1 to 1275 and encodes 424 amino acids. Gene Ontology annotation, biological process: aspartyl-tRNA aminoacylation. The record is from RefSeq and is a predicted model, not a curated record. Lineage: Eukaryota; Fungi; Ascomycota; Dothideomycetes; Pleosporales; Sporormiaceae.
AUGGCUGAGUCGGAACCUUCUUCAAAACCAAGCAAAAACGCGCUUAAAAACGCCGCAAAGGAAGCCGAAAAAGCCAAGAAGAAAGCUGAGAGAAGUGCCCUUCUAGAGCAGCAAAAACUUGAGCUCCAACAACAAGUAGAAGAUGAUUUUGCUGCUAGAAACUACGGUGAAGGAGACAAUCUCUAUCCGCAAACUGCUGUCGAGAAAUGGAUCCCGCUCCGCAAUAUCGAAGAGCACGAAGACCGAGAGUGCGUCUUCCGGAUGGUUGUUGCUGAGGCUCCUGGAUACGUGUCCACGCCAAUGAUCAAAUUUGCCGUCAAUAUUCCCCCUGAGUUAAUCUGUACUGUUGUUGGCGUCGUCAAGAGAACGAGCGAAAAGAUUCAGAGUACAACAAUUCAAGAUUUCGAACUUCACGCGAGGAGGAUCUCCACCGUUUCUAAGGCACAGUUGCCGCUACCAUUACAGCCCGCGGACUCAGAAGGCCCGCUGCCUUCAGAAGACAAGGAUGCUACUUAUGAAAUCUAUACCCCCAAGAUAAUAGGCGCGCCGACUAAAGGGGGAAGCAGCGUGUUCCGUCUCGACUAUUUCUAUAGAAGUGCUUAUCUUGCUCAGAGUCCGCAACUGGCUAAGCAGAUGGCUAUCCAGAGUUGGUUCCCGAGGGUGAUAGAGAUAGGUCUGGUCUUUCGCGCGGAGAACUCCAACACAGUUAGACAUUUAACUGGCAAGGAAACCAAGCUCAUACGGAAGGUCUACGCCGUGGAACCGUUCAAGCUUCCAGCAAUCUCGAAUAUUCCCCGAAUCGAGUUUUCUGAGGGUGUCAUGAUGCUGCGGGAGGUUGGUGAAAGCGUGGGUGACUAUGACGACCUCACCACUCCUCAGGAGAAGAAACUGGGUCAACUUAUUCUUGAGAAGUAUGGUUCCGACUUCUAUACUCUGGACCAGUUUCCCACUGCUGUGCGUCCUUUCUAUACCAUGCCUUCCAAGAAGAACAAGAACUACGCCAACUCCUACGAUAUGUUUAUGCGUGGACAAGAGAUUCUCUCUGGCGCGCAACGUAUCUAUAUCCACGAGCUCCUCGUCGAGAGGAUCCGAGAACAGGGAAUGAGCCCAGACGCGGAUGGUCUGCGCGAUUACGUUGAGGGCUUCAGGUAUAGAUGUCCUCCCAAUGGAGGAGGCGGAAUUGGCUUGGAGCGGAUUGUACAAUUCUAUCUCGGUCUUCCUAACAUUCGGAUGACUUCAUUAUUCCCACGCGAUCCGAAUAGAGUACUGCCUUAG